CUGGUGAAACGAAGCGAGAUUACUUGGAAUUUACCUGUGACCAUAAACAGUGACAUAUGUUAACUUAAUAUUUAUGCGUGUCAAAGCAGGUCUGUUGGAAUGGAUUUUACAGAAGCCUAUUCUGACAGAUGCUCCGCUGUUGGGCUUGCAGCUAGGGAAGGCAAUGCCAAACUUCUGAAGAAGCUAAUCAAGCGGGGAUAUAGCGUCGAUGUUCCUGAUAACAGAGGUUGGAUGCCAAUCCAUGAAGCAGCAUUUCACAAUGCAAGCGAGUGUCUGAAACUCUUAAUUCAUGCAGCACCCUCUGAUAACUACAUAAGAUCAAAGACAUUUGAGGGCAGUUGUCCGAUACAUCUUUCUGCAAGUCGCGGAAGCUUGGAAUGUGUUGCUAUUCUCCUGGAAUCCGAAGCUGAUCCUAAUGAGCUUACUAAUGAAGAAGCCCCACCUUUGUUUUUAGCUGUUGAAAAUGGACAUAUUGAUGUGAUAAAGCUUCUCCUCCAACAUGGAGCAAAUAUUAAUGGGCCCCACUGUUGGUCUGAAUGGAAUUCUUUGCAUCAGGCUGCUUAUCAGGGAUAUCCUGAGAUACUGAAAUUACUCCUUGACAAUGGCGCUGACAUAGAAUCAUUGGACGACUUUCGAGUCACACCUUUAUUUAUUGCUGUACAAUAUGGAAAGGUGGAAUGUGUAAGGGUACUUCUGUCAUACGGAGCAAACGUUAAUUGUCAAGCCAAGGAUCAGGCCACACCGCUAUUUAUCGCUGCGCAGCAGGGCAGAGAGACAUGCGUGGAACUGUUGUUAGCCAAGGGAGCAGAUCCAAACCUGUACUGUGAUGACGAGGAAUGGAUGCUGCCUAUCCACGGUGCGGCACAGAUGGGGCACAUCAAUAUAUUGCGCACGCUCAUACCGAUUACCAACCGGCUCUGUGUCUGUGCUGACGGUAAAGUGAGUCCUGUCUACUCAGCAGUCUCUGGUGGUAAAAAAGAUUGCCUAGAACUCUUGCUUAAGGAAGGUUACAGCCCAGAUGCCCAAGAUUAUCCAGUAUUUGGCUGCAGAUCACCCAUGUCACUGGCUUUUCCAGGAAGCUAUGAAUUAAUUCCCAUCCUUCUGAAGUAUGGGAUCACGCUUCUUGAAUCGGAUUUAGGCGUCUGCCUGCACUAUGGAAAUUUCUCUUUAUUUCAGUACUUCUUGAAGCGGGGCUGCAAGCUCCCAUGCCAACUGCAUCUGAUAGACUUUUUAAAGAACGUGAUUGAUGCAGGAGACAAGUACAAAGAGUGGCUGCCGUCUCUCCUGCUGGCCGGGUUUAAUCCAGUAAAUCUCCUCUGCGAGUCGUGGAUUUCCUCUGUAAGCAGUGAUGCCCUUAACUUCCUUCUGGAGUUUGCUAACUGGAAGAGGCUUCCUCAGGAUGUGGAGCAGAUCCUUGCCAACCACAAAGAAACCUCUAUGUGGGUGCCCUCUAGUCACUUUGAAUGCAUCCCUUCCUUGUCUCACCUUUGCCGCCUGGAGAUCCGGUCACUUUUACCGAGCAGUCACCUGCGAUCAGACGAAUUCGUCCACCAUUUGCCCUUACCCACUUGCCUGCAGAACUUCUUGCUGUACUCGGAUGUAUUAAGAACCUACGCCAUUUCGGAAUCUUCGCUUAGGCUGGGAGAAGAGUAUGAAAGAAAUGCCAUGCCGUCUCUUCCCAGUCCAGAAAAUACAGAGAGAACAGAAACCUAAGAGCUGGUGCAGGAUCAUCAAAGCACUUGAGGUUUCAGGCUGUCAUAAAGAUCAAGUGGCAGCGCUGGGUGGAAGUUACCACGAUGGUUGACGUCUCUACUCUUGCUCAUUGUCAGAGAUCCUCCCUUCAAAGACUUUUUGCGUGGAUGUCUUCAGAUUAGCUUUUAAACGUGUUUCCCCUUAGCUCCAUAUUCAAAUGAACGAAAAAAUUGUAUAGGAAUAAAUAUAGUCAGUGAUUACUCCAAAAUAAAGACCAAUUUUCUAUGAA
Molecule: messenger RNA, 1981 nt
Organism: Elgaria multicarinata webbii
Lineage: Eukaryota; Metazoa; Chordata; Lepidosauria; Squamata; Anguidae
Gene: ASB3
Product: ankyrin repeat and SOCS box containing 3
Exons: 11
Coding region: 100-1713 (537 amino acids)
Biological process (GO): protein localization to T-tubule; regulation of cardiac muscle contraction; intracellular signal transduction
Cellular component (GO): T-tubule
Molecular function (GO): protein binding
Source: RefSeq, a predicted model, not a curated record